AGCAUGCGCGCGUUAAAUUAUAAGGGACUGCCACAUCACGCCAGGAUAUCAAUUGUGCCUUCAGUCUUCGUAAGAAUACGUAUUUGACACAAAAGCAAAUGCUGUGCUGAAACCAAUUUAUUUUACCUUUGACUGAAUUUUGUUUAAUUCAAAAGGUAUUCUACCGACGCACAUCUGAGAGCAGUGAGAACCCACUGAGAUCUAUCAACGUAGGAUUUAAGCUUUCCACAGCAAUGAACAACUCUUUAAAUUCAACUGCAAGUUCAGCGAUUCUGCCGAGGAAGUUUGUAUCAGAGCCGUUUGCAAUGACAGUUGUAAGGCUGUCUCUUUUUGGCAUCAUGUUCCUCGCUGCCGUCAUCGGAAAUUUCUUCGUGUUUACAGCUCUUUUUGGUAAUAGUCGCCUUCGAACAUUCAGUUAUUACCUGAUCACGAAUCUCGCAAUAAGCGACUUUUUUAGUAUCCUUUGGGUUCCUUUGAUUCUUGUUAACGAACAGCUAAAGUCUGGCUGGAUCUACGGUCCAUUCCUCUGUAAGUUGAUGAAUCCAAGCCAGGUCGUCUGCGGUUUGGUAACCACGAAUGUGCACGUUGCUAUAGCAGCUGAUCGAUAUUUCUCCAUAGUUAGUCCAUUUGGAUAUUCAUGCAAUCAUUUUAAAUACCGCCGUGCAUUUUUAGUUGUGUCUGCCAUUUGGAUCGUGGCGGUCGUUUGCUCUCUCCCGUUGUUUAUUUUUAGACGAGUAUUGAGCGUAACCUUCAAAUCUGGCAGGAAGAUGGAUUACUGCUUUGAAAUAUUUCCGCCCAUGAAUGCGGAUUCAGAGCAUGGUUAUCGUCAGAUUUACUCUGUGUUUCUUUUCCUAGUGAAUUAUAUUAUUCCCCUAUCUAUUUCUACCGUGCUGUACGCAAAAAUUAUUCUUCACUUAAAGAAAACCAAGCUUGAGAGGAAAAAAUUGGGUCGAAAAUUCAGCCAAAGAAGCAAAGCGUCAACAAAUGGUACCAAAGUGUAUUGCAACGAUUCAACUCAACUUGAGAGACGUUUUAUUUCUAUGGCUAUCGUCAUAAUUUUGAUAUUUUUCUUCUGUUAUUUGCCUUAUCAAGUUGUCUUUCUUCUCGUUGAGUUCACAGACUACGCUGCGUCGUGGAAAUAUGUUCGAAUACUAAUGAACAUAGUUUAUUUUCUGACGUGGGUGCCAAAUGCAUUGAACCCAAUCUGUUUUGGUGCCAUGGAUCAGCGCUAUUCGAAAGCUUUCAGAAAAAUUUGUUUCGCAUUUCAAGAUACCUCUGAUAAAGAUUCCAAGACCAAUCAAAGUGGAUCUCUGUCGAGACAAGCGCGUAAAGUAACUGACACUGAUGUAUAGAUGUCUCUUCAGGUGGAUAAAUUGUUUGAUUUGGUGUGACCACAAUAACGAUAUGCUUGGGGGGGGGGAGAACUCUUAGAAUUCUGGGUUAGGGAGUGUGAAUGAUCUCUUCAGUCUCUAACUAUAACGCAUCUCCAUUCCUUAUUUCAAGACAAGCAAUUCUAGAGUCCGUUUUUUUUCAAUAACCCAUAGUGUGAGGUUCAAAGGGGUACUGUCUCCCUCCCCUCCCCCCGGUCUUUAAGGACCGCUGGAUUAGAAGAGCAUGCAUAUUCGUUCAAUUAAAUUCAGCUUAUCUUUUAUGAUCUUUUUCUAAUUGUUUUGGCUGACUCUGCGGACUGGUCAACGAAGAUAUCCUCUGAAUAUGAACUGAUAAGAUGAAAAAAAAGGUUGUAGAUGAAAUAUUACGAAGUGAAAAGAAGCUCAAGUGUUUUUGUUAGUGAUCUUUAAGAAGUUUAUGCUAAAAUACGUGACUGACGUAUCCAGCCAUUUGUGCUCUGAGAUUAUAAUGAGACGGAAAAGGUCAUUG
Pocillopora verrucosa is the source of this 1878-nucleotide messenger RNA. Its product is annotated as QRFP-like peptide receptor. Lineage: Eukaryota; Metazoa; Cnidaria; Anthozoa; Scleractinia; Pocilloporidae. Gene Ontology annotation, molecular function: G protein-coupled receptor activity. The record is from RefSeq and is a predicted model, not a curated record. Gene Ontology annotation, cellular component: plasma membrane. Gene Ontology annotation, biological process: G protein-coupled receptor signaling pathway.